Messenger RNA from Penicillium pulvis, 1350 nucleotides. RefSeq lists its product as uncharacterized. Lineage: Eukaryota; Fungi; Ascomycota; Eurotiomycetes; Eurotiales; Aspergillaceae. Bases 1 to 1350 code for a protein of 449 amino acids. Gene Ontology annotation, molecular function: glutamine synthetase activity. The record is from RefSeq and is a predicted model, not a curated record. The transcript has a single exon.
AUGGGUUCAACUGGUGAUCUCCCCUCUGCCCUCGGGCUCACUGGAAUCGGUCCAGAUAAGCCUAGAGUUGCUGUCGAUGCAUUUCUUCUACGUCAUCCUGGAAUUGACUAUGUGCGAUUUCAGUGGGUGGACUACUCAGGCAUUUUGCGUGCUCGGGUGGUCACCAUGGAUUACUUUCAGUCAAUAGUGACAGCCAACAAGCCACUCAGGUGCGGCCAGAUCACCUUGAGCUGUCUCCCCGAUGAGAGUCGAGUGCCAUUUGAGGCAUCAUCUGCCCAUUUGCUGUAUCCAGACUGGUCCUCGCUCAGAGCUCUCUCCAAUUGCAUGGAUAAGAAGGGCCCGAAUUAUGCCUCUGUGAUGUGCUCCAUCAUCGAGGAAACUCCUGGGGUCAUGUCCAACCCAAACCUGUGUCCUCGAAUUGCUCUGAAGAAUGUUGUUUCUCGAGGCAAGAAAGAGCGCCAGCUGGACUUUCUCAUCGGUUUUGAAAUCGAGUUCGUCGUUCUGCAGUCUGCCCCGGAUGGCACCCUUAUCCCAUUUUCGUCGCACCCUGGGACUUAUUCCGCUGCCGGGCUGCGUGCGCCUUCCUACAGAUACCUGGAGGAGUGCGUGCAGAACCUUUCUGAUUCCGGGAUCCCUGUCCGGGAGUUUCAUGUGGAAGGGAACAUCGGCCAGUACGAGAUCACUCUAGCUGCUCGGCCUCCACUUGAAGCUGUCGAUGAUCUUGUUGCCGCCCACGACAUAAUCAGGUGCACUUUCGCUGGCCAUGGUUAUACAGCCACCAUGUCUCCCAAGCCGGUGGAAAAUCGGUCCGCAAAUGGCUCCCACAUCCAUGUCUCUAUUCACCCUCCCACCGAUCAAGAAUCUUUCCUUGCCGGCAUGCUUCAGCGUCUGCCUGCCAUCUGCGCCUUCUCCAUGCCUUCCAUUAGCUCCUACCGGCGCUGUGGAGAUUUCCAGGCAGGGACAAAGGUAAGCUGGGGGACGCAAAACCGCCAAACCCCGGUUCGCAAACUUGGCGAUGGGUACUGGGAGGUUCGAUGCGCCGAUGCCACCGCUAAUAUGUAUCUGGCCGUCGCGGCUAUUCUAGGCGCGGGACUGUUGGGAAGCCGGAAUGAGGAGCCUCUUUCAUGGGAGGAUAUGUCGUUCUCUUCUGGCUCCAAAACUGCCUAUGAGGAGCUUCCACGAACUAUCACUCACUCACUUGAUUCCCUCGAAGGGGUCUCUGAUGAGUUCUUGGAAAUCCUCAGCAGUAAGGUUGCCUCGAGGUAUUUGUAUGUAAAACGGAAUGAGGUUCGGGCUUUAGAGGGGCUUGAGUCGUAUGGACUGAGCCAGCUUUUAUCGAAGGUCUUCUAG